AUGGUUGCCACGCCCUCGAUGAUAAAAACACAUAAUAAUGGGAUUGUCCAUCAAAAGCUGGUUCAAGAACAUUAUCAACAAUUCAAAGAUCCUGAAACCAUAUUAGCGGAAGAAAGUAAGAAGAAGCCUUGUGCUCGCUUUGCAAGUGGCCAAUGUCAGUUUGGCAGUAUAUGCCGUUUUUCGCACUACACCCGAGACCAAUUAAGUAGUCUCAGGGAAUGGGUAACAUCAAAAAAUGCAUCCAAAUCAGAAGCUGUUUACCCAUCUUUUAUAGACCUGGUUCGUAACAUUUUGUCUGAGAAGUCAAAUAAAGUUGAAGAGUCAUUGGAUGGUGACACAGUGAUAUAUGAUAAAAAUGGCAUGACACAUGUAUUACCAUGGACGUACAACCCUAUCUUUGAUACUUAUGGAGAAAAUUUGCCACCAAGUCUGAAACGAGUUAAAAUAGAAGAUUUCUCUGAUGCCAAAAUCGCUGGGUGGGGUUGA
Messenger RNA from Arctia plantaginis, 486 nucleotides. NCBI's taxonomy places the organism in Eukaryota, Metazoa, Arthropoda, Insecta, Lepidoptera, Erebidae. The record is from the annotation of a GenBank genome assembly.